Phytophthora infestans T30-4 is the source of this 2037-nucleotide messenger RNA. RefSeq names its product protein kinase, putative. Bases 1 to 2037 code for a protein of 678 amino acids. Gene Ontology annotation, biological process: protein phosphorylation. NCBI's taxonomy places the organism in Eukaryota, Oomycota, Peronosporomycetes, Peronosporales, Peronosporaceae. The transcript has 2 exons. The record is from RefSeq and is a predicted model, not a curated record. Gene Ontology annotation, molecular function: protein kinase activity; ATP binding.
AUGGAGGAUAGUGUGACGAUUAGCGCGUCGGUGGCCGUGCGCAGCGUCCGCGACACCGAGCAGGGCGUCUACGAGUACCUGGAAGAACAGCAUCCACUUCCGUCGUACCCUGAGCGAACGCUGGCGCUUCCCGUCCGUCUACGUGGCUGGCUAUGGCGCCGCGAGGGCUUUGGAAUUUUCCGCCGCUACCGCCGCCGCUUUUGCGUAUUUAAGGCGCAGCAGGCAACGCUCUUCGUCUUCUCUGAUGACGACACGGUUAAUGGGAAGCAGUUGCGCCGCCUGGUGCUCACCAAAGCGACGCUUACGAGUCGUGCAGACCGCAGCUUCGUGGUGCAGGGCUACCUACAGGAUCGAGAUCUGCACAUGGAAGCGUCAGACUCAUUAGCGAGCAGCCUAAGUCGGAGUCGAUUUCCUGGAGAUAAACAGAGGCUUUAUUCUACAGGGGAGGAGCGCUUCAAGGCUGUGUCAGCCAAGGCCUGCAGCGUCUGGACGCACUGCUUCAAAUACCACAUGAAGAGCUACGCGCUGAGGAAGCCAGACGUGGAUCAGGAAGAGGAACAUGCUGCGGUGAUAGAUCCGGAUUUUGUGUUUGAAGACGCUACAAAAAGUGGCAAAAGACGCAAUACGCUACCGAUCCCCAGUAACAGUUUCAAGAGCUUUAGUAGCAGCAGCGGACUGCUCUCGACUUCCCGAUCGAGAAGCAGAAGCAAAGGGAGAUUGGUGGUCCAGAGGAGAGAGAGCUUGGGAGGGCACGGCAGUGACGCGCCCAAGUCAGCCCCACCUCAUCUUCAAGUGGUGACGGAGUUAUCGCAGAAUCAGGACGAGGACGUAGAGGAAGAAACAUCGAUCUUGGCGUCGGAUCUUCCUUGCAUCACGCGCAUUUGGGAGGACGAAGAGCUGCUUUCUCAUCGUAUUGACUACGACACGAUCGUCAAGAAAGAAAAACUGGCUGCUGGUGCGAAUGGCGAGGUGUGGCGUGCAAUGCACCGCUCGCAGGAGGUGGUGGUGAAGAACCUACUGGGAGAAGUCAUGGCAGGUUCCAAGACCCCGACCUCGUCCAGUGGGAACGAGGUCUCUGCAGUCUACCAUCGACGCCGCGCCAUUCUGGAAUUUGUGGAGGAGAUUCGCAUAAUGUCGCGGCUAGAACACAAUCGAAUUGUCGAGUUCCGGGGUGUAGCGCUGAGCGCGGAGCGUGAUCUGCUGCUGGUUCUGGAGUAUUUGCCUCGAGGCGAUCUGCGGACUUUUCUGAAUACUGUCAAGCGCAGUGGAGAUAAUUCCACGAGCGCGUCUGGGGGGUCCAGUGGGCGAUACCUCAGUAUCUGGACGUGGACGAAAUCGCAAUGGCGUCUGGCUAUUGACAUUAUUGAGGGCCUCGUCUAUCUGCACUCGCUGAAUCCGCCUCUGGUGCAUGGGGACGUGAAGUCUGCCAACGUUUUAUUACGUAGCAACCUUCGUGCCAAGCUGACGGACUUUGGUCUCUCACGUUAUCUUCCAUGCGAGGAUGACAGCUUACGGUCGGCUGACGCAGCUACAGAAGGAGGAGAGAAGAAUCCCACUACCGGUACUACCGACAAAUCGUCUCGUUGUGGUCCUCGAGUACGUGGUACAGGACGCUGGAUGGCUCCAGAGCUGUUGGCGAGUGGGGAUCAGUCGUCUGUGGCCUCGGAUGUGUAUGCUUUUGGCGUUGUUUUAUCAGAGAUCGACACGUGCGACUUGCCGUUCACUGAGCGAGAGAAACUGACAGCACGGUCCCACACCAACGCUGGCGAAGGAAGCAGUGAAGACAGCGACUCGCGCUUGAUGAACGAGAACAUAAUUGUCCACAAGAUUGCAGCCGAAGGUUGGAAGCCUACGUUCCGCGUUACGUGUCCGGAGGUUAUUAAAAAGCUGGCGCAGGACUGUUUGUUGCCAGACCCGAGCGCACGCCCAACGUCGCUUGCAGUGGCGCACCGACUCCGACAGGCUGCCACGAAGCGCGAGCGUCCAGAAGCUCUCGCCGCGCAGGCCAAAGCCACUACGUCGCUGCGUAUCCGCUGA